Syngnathus acus (greater pipefish) is the source of this 2465-nucleotide messenger RNA. Its product is annotated as lissencephaly-1 homolog A-like. Gene Ontology annotation, cellular component: COPI vesicle coat. Gene Ontology annotation, biological process: endoplasmic reticulum to Golgi vesicle-mediated transport; retrograde vesicle-mediated transport, Golgi to endoplasmic reticulum; intra-Golgi vesicle-mediated transport. The transcript is spliced from 11 exons. The coding region runs from base 601 to 1833 and encodes 410 amino acids. Gene Ontology annotation, molecular function: protein binding. Lineage: Eukaryota; Metazoa; Chordata; Actinopteri; Syngnathiformes; Syngnathidae. The record is from RefSeq and is a predicted model, not a curated record.
GCCAAGCUCGCGUUGUGGAAAUCUGACAGAUCCGGGCGCCUUAGGAGCGCGUUGUUGAGCUAACGUCAGACGAAAAGGGCGUAGUUGUUUUUGUUGGUGGUGGCUCAGUCCUGCCUCGCCAAGAUGAUCAGGGAAGAAGACCGACAACAAAGAUACGACAGAACCACCAAGAAGGAAAAUAGGAGGCAAUAGAUGGAGUCCAUCCACAGUUUUUAAUUGGCAGUGUGAAAAGGACUCUUGGCCCUUCCUACAUCGCUUUGCCUUCAGGUUGUUGCUUGGAGCUUGAUUUUAAUUUCCCUCGACUGGCAGCAAAGUUGAACUUUGAACAUCACGUCAGAGUGAAAUCAGGAGGGUGAGGAGAUCGAAGGUGAUCGGCGACAAAGGUUGUAGUUGAGUGACGCUCGGUCAUGUUUAUGGCUGCAACUUUCAACCGCUCACAGGUGGUGGCCAGCCAGUGAGAAAUCCCUUCCACUCCACUUCCUGUUCUCCGGUCCUGCCCGGUCCACUUUGCUUCUCAGUGUGUGACGAUUCCCGUGCAAAUCACCUGACCCACUUCAGCUCCCCGUGCGGUAGACGGCCGCUGCCGUCGUCGUCGUCGUCAUGGUGCUGUCACAGAGACAAAGAGACGAACUAAAUCGAGCCAUCGCCGACUAUCUGCGCUCCAACGGAUUCGAUGGCGCGUACUCCACCUUGAAGAAGGAGGCCGACUUGGACAUGAAUGAAGACGUGGAUAAAAAGUUCGCUGGGCUCUUGGAGAAGAAGUGGACCUCUGUCAUCCGCUUACAGAAGAAGGUGAUGGAGUUGGAGUCCAAGCUGAACGAGGCCAAGGAGGAGAUGACCCACGGCGGGCCGGCCUCUCAAAAGAGGGACCCCAAAGAGUGGAUCCCGAGGCCCCCGGAGAGGUACGCCCUCAGUGGCCACCGCGCUCCCAUCACCAGGGUCCUCUUCCACCCCGUCUUCUCCGUCAUGGUCACGUCCUCCGAGGACGCCACCAUCAAGGUGUGGGACUACGAGGCAGGGGACUUUGAGCGGACGCUGAAGGGCCACACCGACUCGGUUCAGGACAUCUCCUUCGACCAGACGGGCAAGCUGCUGGCCUCGUGUUCGGCCGACAUGAGCAUUAAGCUUUGGGACUUCCAAGGCUUCGAGUGCAUCAGGACCAUGCACGGCCACGACCACAACGUGUCGUCCGUCGCCAUCAUGCCCAACGGCGACCACAUUCUGUCGGCGUCCCGAGACAAGACCAUCAAGAUGUGGGAGGUGGCCACCGGGUACUGCGUAAAGACGUUCACGGGCCACCGGGAGUGGGUGCGCAUGGUGCGGCCCAACCAAGACGGCUCGCUCAUCGCCAGCUGCUCCAAUGACCAGACGGUGCGCGUGUGGGCCGUCUCAUCCAAAGAGUGCAAGGUGGAGCUGCGCGAGCACGAGCACGUGGUGGAGUGCAUCUGUUGGGUUCCUGACAGCGCACACCCCACCGUCUUAGAGGCCACCGGUGCGCAGAACAAGAAGAGCGCCAAGCCCGGGCCUUUCCUCCUCUCGGGAUCCAGGGACAAAACUAUUAAGAUGUGGGACGUCGCCAUCGGGAUCUGUGUCAUGACUCUGGUGGGCCACGACAACUGGGUGCGUGGCGUGCUUAUGCACCCCGGCGGCGGCUUCAUCCUCAGCUGCGCCGACGACAAGACUUUGCGCAUUUGGGACUACAAGAAUAAACGCUGCACCAAGACGCUUAACGCGCACGAGCACUUUGUCACCUCUCUAGAUUUCCACAAGAGCGCUCCCUACGUGGUUACGGGCAGUGUGGACCAGACAGUCAAAGUGUGGCAGUGCCGUUGAGUCGGCAUCCCGGCCCCCUCCCGCGGUAUUCCCCCCUCCCCCCCCAGGUGACGCUUGCCCUUCGAUGUAAAUUAUUGCGGACGUCAGUCACGGCAGCACAGUGACCGCUGGUGCUCGCCCUUGCAUGGCCAAUCACUUCCUGGUUUCCAUAAGCCACACCCCCUUUCGUCGAUGUGACGAAAAGUGGGAGACGAUUGACUCCUUGUCCACAAGUGGCACCUUCCAUGGGGGAGUGCGGGCCUCAAAGUGGGUUUGUGUGAGAAACUGAAUGACGAGUUUCAAUGUGUGCUGGCGUGCGUGUUAGUGAGUGUGGAAAGUGUGUGCGACUGUGAUGUGAUGAUUGAGUGAACCCGCACAACCUCGAUGCCCGACUCACGCAUACAUGCCCAUGACCCCCCCCCCCCCACACACACACACACCGGUAGAGGAAAGCGCCUGCUCGUCACUUUGCUGCUUGUGUGCGUGUGUGCUGUCGUCCAGUGCUCGCUAGCUGCCUUGUUGACCCUCUUGAGGGCUGCUGCCUCACACGCGUGCGCACACACACACGUUCAUUCAUCUAAGAGUUGUGUAUACGUAUUUGUGGGUGUGAUGUUUGCAGGCUCAAGAAAUAAAAGGAUGUAAAUAACACUUUG